Mya arenaria is the source of this 957-nucleotide messenger RNA. RefSeq lists its product as uncharacterized. The record is from RefSeq and is a predicted model, not a curated record. The transcript has 2 exons. The coding region runs from base 1 to 957 and encodes 318 amino acids. NCBI's taxonomy places the organism in Eukaryota, Metazoa, Mollusca, Bivalvia, Myida, Myidae.
AUGAUUCCCAUUUACAGACUACACACAAAAACACCAACAGACAGAUCACAUACUAAAACACCAAUAGACAGACUACACACAAAAACACCAACAGAUAGAUCAUACACCAAAACACCGAAAGACAGACCAGACAUCAAACAGCAACAGACAGAUCACACACCAAAACACCAACAGACAGACCACACACCAAACAUUAACAGACAGACCACACACCAAAUCAACAACAGACAUACAACCCAACAAACACCAACAGACAGACCACACAUCAAAACACCAACAGACAUACAAGUUAUCAAACACCAACAGACAGACAUUACACCAAACACAAACAGACAGAUCACACACAAAAACAUCAACAGACAGACCACACACCAAGCACCAACGAAAAGACGACACACCAAACACAAACAGACAGACCCCUCAUCAAGCAGCAACAGGCAUACCGCAUACCAAAACACCAACAGACAGACUACACACCAAACACUAACAAACAAACCACACACCAAACCAACAACAGACAUACAACCCAGCAAACACCAACAGACAAAUCACACAACAAACACCAACAGACAGACCUUACACCAAACACUAACAGACAGACCGCACAUCAAAACACCAACAGACAGACCACACACAAAACACAAACAGACAGAUCACACAUCAAAUACCAACAGACAGACCUCACACCAAACACCAACAGACAUACCACACAUCAAAACACCAACAGAGAGACCACACACAAAACACAAACAGACAGACCUCACACCAAGCACCAACGAAAAGACGACACACCAAACACAAACAGACAGACCCCUCAUCAAGCAGCAACAGCCAUACCGCAUACCAAAACACCAACAGACAGACUACACACCAAACACUAACAGACAAACCACACACAAAACCAACAACGAUACCACCCAGCAAACACCAACAGACAGAUCACACAUAAAAAAUUAA